CCCCUUUAGCUGUACAUUAGCCGUGCAUUAGCUGCACAAUAACUUUCCACGUUCCCUCUCCCUUGCCAUACUCCACUCCCCCCUGCCAUUUCCUAUAGAAUCGCCUUAAAAUGCCAUCUGUCAUGGACGGCUAGAUCACUCUGGUCGUCUACCUAGACUAGGUAGUCGGGGAAGGCACGCAAUAUUGGUUCCUGCCGCUCUUCCUAGCGCAUCCGGAUGUUCAGCUGAAGAAAAAUGCGUGUCUUGCUGCUGUCUCACAGACUGGGUGCUGCUGUCUCACCACCGCUCCCCAUUGCCGCUGUGUAUCUCCAGAUUGCUGUGCCGCCGCUGACUGAAGUAGAGUUAGAUAUUACUCUACACCAGUCUAUCGCCGAUUUUCGCACGGCUGACUGGUUACCUACUUGCCAGCAAGCGCCCCCCCAUUCAGCCCACCACCGCACCGCUACAAGGGCCCAUACACCAUCCCUGCGUGCCUGAAAGCAGAUCAAACUCUGCGUCAAACCACAAACCAAGCAUUGUCAUAUGGUCAUAUCCUGCAAUCGCUUUUGGAUCGGAUUUGGCCCUCUCCCCCCACCAUGGAACUCCUGAUGAACCGCUCCGUACCUUGCUUGCUACUGGACCACUUCCCAAUGUCCCUCCCCAACAUUUGUCAACUUCUUCUUCGCGCUACACUGACACUGACGUGUUGAUUCUGUCCCUCGUUUCAGUGCUGGCGUGUGCGGUAUCUUCUUGUCAUAUAUCUUCUUCUUGUCAUAUUCGUCGCGGUCAACGGAUUGCAGAGGAGAGACACCAUGCACUCCUGCGUCUCCUGUUGAGCGCGUUUCUCACUUUCCUUAGCCAGAGCGUACUCCAGACAGCUGUUCGUCGUCUCUGACGUACACCCUUAUAUGUCGACCUUCGUUCGGUAAUACACUCUUUUAUUUUGGCUCCUCCUUCAUCACUCUUUCGAUUGAGGUUCAAACUAGUCGCCAUUAUGGGUUCCUUCCGCUCAUUACUCUGCGUCAUCGUUUUAUACGGCCUCUACUUUGGUCUAAUCAGCGCCCAAACCACCAUACCACGCCGAGAGGUUGGUCUAUCAGGGCGAGACACGGGUCCCCUACCGGAUCUGGCCACGACUAUUGCGGAACCUACCACCACCAAAAGCGAAGCUUCAAUGACCUCGCUGUCUUCAGAGACAUCGAAGAGCUCCAGCACUUCCACCACUAAAACCUCAACACGUUCGCAGACGACUACAUCCGCUCCCGCAGCUACGAGCGCCGCGGACGCCAUUCGAACAUCAGACUAUAAGACGGCGGCUCCCGAUCCACUUCCCCUCCAGCCUCGAAUAACGCCCGCAUUCGGCGUUGGAGGGGCGCUUCUCAUGAUAAGCGGCGCUGUAUUUGCAUUCGUCGGCAUACAGCAUAGGCUGAUAUACGUUUUCCUCUCUGCCGCGUAUCUGGGCAGCCUAUCAGUUACAGUCUUGAUCCUCUACGUCAUGAAUCCUGCCGUUCCUGACGCUACUCAAGGCGCUUAUCUUGUCGCCAUCACUGCAACCGGUAUAGUAUUCGGUGCGGGCGCUAUGUUCUUUCCCGAUUUGACAGAAGGCUUCGGAUGCCUUCUUGGCGGCUUCUGCCUCUCGAUGUGGCUAUUAGUCCUCAAACCCGGCGGCCUGCUUACUUCUACAACCUCAAUCACCAUUUUCGUCGUCGCUUUUAGUGCUGCGAUUUGGUCCACGGCAUAUAUUCCCUUCACUAAGCCCUACGGCCUCAUAGCGUCUCUUGCAUUUGGCGGUGCUACUGUUAUCAUUCUAGGUAUCGACUGCUUCUCGCGUGCUGGUUUGAAGGAGUUUUGGGUCUACAUUUGGAGAUUGAAUGAUAACGUCUUUCCCUUGGAUACCAACACCUACCCCGUAACACGCGGCAUUAAAGUUGAGAUUGCCGGAGUCAUCAUGAUCACCACAGUAGGGAUAUUGACGCAGAUGAAGCUGUGGAAGUUCAUCAAAAAGCGAAGGGACCGCAGGGCCGCGGCAAAGGCUGAGAAGAGGAAGAGUUUAGACAGGGAAGAGGAGAUGGUCGGGAGACGAGUGGAGUGGGAGAAUACCCGCACGAGGCAGCAAUGGGAGGCUGUCUAUGGUGAUGGCAAUAAUGAUACGAAAACUUACCUCUCCGUGGAUUCCGGGAUUGGUACCAUGAGCGGGAAAGGGCAGACUACGCCGCAGAUAACCGUCCAGAUGGAUGGAAUUGAGAUGUCGGAUCUGCCAAGCCCAACUGAGGGUAGUAUCAGUCGCACAGAUGGCAGCACAAUGGACGUUGGAGGUCUGACACGUGGCGUGCAUGAGAGUAACCCAGCCAGGCGUAUAUCGCGUGAUGAAGAAGCCCUUGCGGCCCUUGAGGGGUCUGUCUCGAGGCAGAGCUCUAUAUCAAACCGCAAAUCCCAAUCUCUCGACCCGCAGUCACCGACAGACGAAGAAUCUGUUUCACGUCGCAAUUCUCAACGCCUCUCCACGGGAUCGAAGAUUUUGAAUAGGCUGUCCAGCAGCUCUUUGGCGUCACAGAAGCACCUCUCUUCCGGCUCUAAGAUACUGCAUAGGUUAUCACAUAACAAAUCGACUUCGCAACACCGCCUAUCCAAGUCGCCAUCGAAGCACAGACUGACAGACAACAUGGAUGACUGGGAUCGCUCAUCCAGUAUCGCAGCUACGAUCGAUUAUCUCGAUUCAGAAGCUGACUACGAGGACCUCAGGAGUCUCCCGACAGGCACACCAAGGACAAGCAUGAUACUUGAUAAGGUUAUUGUUGGCGAAGAAGAAGAAACCACUUAUUCACCUCUCGACGACCAGACGAAAGAGAUGCCAGCUGAAAUGCCACCUUCUGAAAUGCCACCCUAUGAAACCGCGCCGCUCUCACCACCACCUUCCCUACGAAAAUCUCUUCUCCCACCUGCACCACCAAAGGUCGCAACAACAUUCCGCACACAAGAAUGGGCCAAACGCCUGUCCCUGGCCGAAACCCCCGCCGCACUCCCUAUCGAAGACACCACACCUCUCACCGCAAUAUCUCCCUCCCCCUCCAUCGAACUUGCCGAAUCCCCCGCCCCUGUCAACCCCGCAGCCCUAACCCAAACCGCCACCACGGGCUCGGUCGCCCCCUCCCCUAUGCGUCCUCAAUCCGCGGGCGCAUCCAUCCACUCCAAGUCGCCCAAACGCAGCAGCACGCGCACCUCGAUGCGCCACCCCGCCCUCCCGUACGCCAUCUCGCGCUCAACCUCCAUGCAGUCUCUCGCUGCGCCGCCACACGCCUACCACGCCUCGUCGAGCGCGGCCUACGGCCCUGGGGGUGCGCUGAUGGGCAGUCCGACGGAGGACGGAAUCGGGCCGCUCUGGUCGCCGAAUAUAAGCCCUGGAACGGCGAUGUCGCGAAUCUCUAGCGCGGGGUCGGUGGCGGGGUAUGGCUCGAUGCUGUCGCUGCCGGGGAGCGCGCAGCAGCAGGAGGCGAUGGCGAGGAAUGAGGGGAGUAGGAAUAGUCUCGGGUACCUAAAUAAGGGUGUAUUGAGGCCGGAGAUGGGGGAUUUGGAGGUGAUAGAUUUGCGGAGAAAGGAGCUGAUGGAGGAGAAGAUGAGGGUGGCGCGACUGAAGCAGGAUGAGGAAAUUCGGAAGAGGGUUAUGGAGGAGGUGUGGGCGGAGAGGAGCUUGAGGGAGGGGAGAGGGGGCAGGGUGCAUAGGGAUGGGUUGAGGAAGUUGAUGGCUGAGGGGAAGGUAGGGGUUUGA
Messenger RNA from Pseudogymnoascus destructans, 3745 nucleotides. RefSeq lists its product as uncharacterized. Lineage: Eukaryota; Fungi; Ascomycota; Leotiomycetes; Thelebolales; Thelebolaceae. The transcript has a single exon. The record is from RefSeq and is a predicted model, not a curated record. The coding region runs from base 974 to 3745 and encodes 923 amino acids.